AUGUCCUCCAGUAAUCCUCCGUCUGGUCUUGAUCCAUCAAGCUACUCAUGGGCCCAAGUUGGCCAUUCUGUCUCACCUUGGCGACGGAAGGCGCUUUCUUUCGAGACCACCUGGCUCGCACGUCCCAAAGAGCUGCACGAAAUAUUCGUCAGCGGGCUAUUGGCUUUUGAAACCCCUCUGCCUAGCUGUACACUAUACUCUGCAGUCAGACAAGCCUGGCAGGCCUUACUUUUUGAAGUUCCAGAGCUACAGGCAAGGGCCGUCGUUGCGGAAGAUGGCAAUGCAUACAUGCAAUACCGCACUCCCCAAGACCGUCAUGAGGUUGAAGAAUGGGCUCAUCGAACUGCCGUGUUUGAUUAUGGAGAUCAAUCCCUCGAUUUUAAAGGCCUCCGGGAGAAUAUACUUAUCAGAAAAGGCGACUCUAGUGACCCAGCUUUCCUCCUCCUCUAUUUGGAGAAGGAAUCAGAUGGCAAUAAACCGUUGGAUCACGUGCACAUCAUACUCAAUACGGAUCAUGAAAUCACAGAUGGCAUAGGAACUCGUAUUCUAUUCGGGAAAUACCUAUCUCUUUUAUCGUCAUGUAUCUCUGAACCUCAACUUGGCCUAGUCAUGUAUGACUGGGCAGAGAGUAGUAAAAAUCUAUCACCACCAUGGAUAAGCAUUAUGAACCAAGACCAAGCUAUUUCUGGCUCCGAAUUUGAAGAAACAGUGGCAUGGAAUAAAGAAAUAUUGUUGGAAAGAAUGAAUGCCAACCCAGGUCUUCCCCUCCUACUAUAUCCUGGCCCUUUAAAACAAGAAACCACUUUCCUAACUUUGAGCCAAAAACAAACUACAUCUCUUCUUAACGCCAUUAAAACCACCAUCAGCCCCCAAUCCAAUAUCACCCAUCUCGGCCACUCUGCAAUGGUCCUCGCUCUCCUCCGCUCCUCUCCCUCUCCGUCGAAAGGCUCUUUCUAUUCCUCCUGCUGGCUCAACGGCCGUCGCUAUCUCCGCGCAACACCUUCCUACGUAGUGCCGGGAAAGGCAUACGUGCCAAUCUGCAUGUCCUUUGCUCCUAUCAUAUUCCACGAUAUGGAUUUGAAGUUACGGGAUGAUACUACUGACGAAGAACUUCGAAAUGUGCUUGUGAGGGUAUGCAGAGUUGCGACGGAGCAGUAUGGGAGAUUGAGCGCGAGGAAGAGCAUACUGGGAGAGUUUGCCGUUGUUGCAGAGGAGAUGGGACGGAAGAUGCUUAAACCCUCUCAUCCUCCCGUCCGUCCUAAGACAUCCGCUCCAAUCCUCCUCAGCGACGGCCUAACAGACCGCUAUAUCUGCCAUUCAUACCCAUCAUCACCCAGCCCAACAUCCACUCCGGUACAACAAACCGUAGGCAAAUUUACCGUAGAUGACGUAUAUUUCGCGGCGAAUUCCGACGGGGAGGUGGUCAUAAGAAUGAGUAGUUUCCGUGGGCGGAUGCGAAUCUCUGCUGAAUGGCGGAGUGAUCUCUUUGAUGGGGAUAUGGUUAGGGCCUUUGUAGAUGAUGUGAGGAGAAUUAUGCUUGUUCUUGUUGGGGAUGGCAAGGGGCUUGGGGGAGGCGGGUUGUGA
This is a messenger RNA of Venustampulla echinocandica, 1584 nucleotides long. RefSeq lists its product as uncharacterized. Gene Ontology annotation, molecular function: acetyltransferase activity. The transcript is spliced from 5 exons. Lineage: Eukaryota; Fungi; Ascomycota; Leotiomycetes; Helotiales; Pleuroascaceae. The record is from RefSeq and is a predicted model, not a curated record. The coding region runs from base 1 to 1584 and encodes 527 amino acids. Gene Ontology annotation, biological process: mycotoxin biosynthetic process.